AUGAUCUGGCUUACCCUCAUCAUACAGACAAUAGGGAUCUAUGUCGUAUCUAGUCCGGCCCGCCACGAUCUCCUCAACGUCCUGAACACCGCUGUGCACGCUGCUCUUGUGCCGUCUGACUAUACUCCGACCUCCUCACAUCCAUUCUAUACGUCCAAACCUACUCAACACGAGCCGAAGCUUGGAAGUUCAUUAUCUUUCUCUGGGUCCCGAUCGCUUCAGCUUGAAGAGCAUGAACGUGAAAUUCUCGACGAGGAGAUUGACGACAUCAAUGAAGCCCCGGAUUCCGACAUCGCUCUUCCCCAUCCUCCCGUGGUGCAAACGGAUUCUCAACCUUAUCCCUUUUUUGUUUCUUCCUCUGGUCGUUUUAUGUUGGAUUUUCAGUGCAUCUGCUCGUAUCCCGUAGAAGGCGUUGACGCUGCCCUUUGUCGUCCGAAUCCCGAAAGCUACAGAGCUCAUUUCUCGACUGCAGUACGCGACUAUUUCUGCUGGGCCUCCUCUACGUUCUGGGAGGCUAUGCGGCGCUCGCGUGAAGGGUCUUUCCAAGGAUCUGUUGCUCUCAUCGUCAUCGCUUGGGAAGUUGUCGACCUCACUCUCUUUGGUGGAACCUUGCCCACGGCUGCGCUUUAUGCCUGUGUCACUCGCAAUGCAUACACCCAAAUCCUCACCACACGUUCGACCCUAUUUGCGUUGGCGCCUCCGCUUAGCGCACGGUCACAGGAUUCUGCGGAGCAAAUGCACCAUGUCUGCAUCUAA
Molecule: messenger RNA, 756 nt
Organism: Stereum hirsutum FP-91666 SS1
Lineage: Eukaryota; Fungi; Basidiomycota; Agaricomycetes; Russulales; Stereaceae
Exons: 3
Coding region: 1-756 (251 amino acids)
Source: RefSeq, a predicted model, not a curated record